AUGUCCUUCAUUCCCACUAACGAUAUACCCAAGCUUAAAGGGAAGGUGGUCCUCGCCACUGGAGCAAAUUCCAGUCUCAGUAAAGCCGCAGUGAUGGAAAUCUGUCGACACCAGCCAGGUCAACUGGCUCACAGCAGCAGUCUCGACAAAGCCCAAGCCGCUACUGAUGAAACCAAGCAGCAGCAGCUUCCUCGUGCACUUAUUAAGGUGUUGAAGACAAUCCUCAUUCCAGCUGCAAUCGCAUUAUCAAUCUACAUCCUAGCCUCAUGCGUGAUAAUCCCCUUCUUCCGUCGCUACCACCAGCGCUACUCUCAAUACCUCCCGCUACACAGUAUAUCCGCGCACACACUGUCCCUACGCGACCGCAUAGCCGAUAAAGUAAUGCAUUUCUUCCUCCGGUCUCGGUGGCGAUUGGGCGCGCAAAUACCCGACCAUGAUAACAUCAGCAUUAACGAUGAGGAAGGGGAGAACAUGGUUGGGAUGAAUAUGGAUUCCGAGAGGCGGGGUGCGCUGGAGCAACGGAGACGUGAUAACCUGGCUGAGACGGAAGGGCGUUUAAGUCGGGAUUUGGAGGAGGGAUUUAUGGAUGAUAGUGAUGAGGAAGGGAAUGAGGAGACUAGGAAUGGACGGGCAGGGAGGCUUUGA
Messenger RNA from Penicillium mononematosum, 645 nucleotides. RefSeq lists its product as uncharacterized. The record is from RefSeq and is a predicted model, not a curated record. NCBI's taxonomy places the organism in Eukaryota, Fungi, Ascomycota, Eurotiomycetes, Eurotiales, Aspergillaceae. Bases 1 to 645 code for a protein of 214 amino acids. The transcript is spliced from 2 exons.